Molecule: messenger RNA, 580 nt
Organism: Schizophyllum commune H4-8
Lineage: Eukaryota; Fungi; Basidiomycota; Agaricomycetes; Agaricales; Schizophyllaceae
Exons: 3
Coding region: 1-534 (177 amino acids)
Source: RefSeq, a predicted model, not a curated record
AUGUUCGCCGCCGCCUUUGCUUUCCUCAGCGCCGUCGCCUUUGCCGACGCCACCCAAGUCAAGUCCGUCAAGGCCGGCAACGACCCCAUCCGCCAGCAGGGCAACUGGACGCUGCACGACAUCGCGUCCUCUGCGAUCAUCCUCGAGGAUGCGCCCGCCGACGCGCCGUCCAAGCUCUCCGCGUCGCUCAUCCUCGACGAGUUCCGCAUGCAGUGCCCGUACGGCGACCACGUCGGUGCUCUCAUCCCCGUCGAGGGUGCGAGCCCGAAGCAGUACACGCUGCAGUUCGUGAAGGACGACGCGCAGCUACCUGACGGCGCCAUCAAGGACGGAUGGUUCCAGUCGGACGCGACGGAUGACCUUAGCCACCCCGACCUGCAGAAGCUCGGGAACUCCAAAGUCGGCGAGAACGGUAUCUUCGACGUUGUCGACGGCAACUUCGACUUCCCCGCGCUUACCUGGGUCGAGAAAUCUGCCGAUGCUGGCGAAGGCUUCGAGAUUCUGGUCGACUACUCGCACGACCUCACCUGCUAAGCGCUCAGCGACAGGCGUAUUAGAGUAUGGAGAGUCAUUGUGUUCU